GACGUCAGCGUGACUCUUUAACGCAUGUGAGCAGCUGGCAAGCCCAAGACUUUUCACAUACGGAUAGGUCAUCUGUGAAACCGGACCUCAUCAGCUCGAAAGUUGCUCUGUAUCUGAUAGUCAGGUAAGCCAUGCCAUCAGAACCAUCUAGUUCAGAGUCAGUUGGGACUGGUCCCGUCUGGCCACAUGCUGCCAAAGUCCUCACAAAUGCUGCAAAUGGAGAACCUGGCAUCAGCGGGGACGCAAAGCUGAAAACUGAUGCCGUUUUGAAUGGAAGGGCUGGACACAAGCUAAGUGUAAAUAACACAGACCAUGUGAAUGAAAGAAACGGUCACCAUAUGAAUGUAGAGCACACUGAGAAUGGAUCAGAAGGCAGCAUGGAGAGGAAAUGGAUUCGACCAGAUCUGCCCAGCAGAUGCACCUGGAAACUUGAUGAGCCAAAUACAGAGUCGCCCCACAAGCACUUCCAACGAACAAAAGCACCCAGUAUCCUCCCCAACAUUUUAAGCAUGAUUGGAGAGACCCCACUGGUCCGCAUGAACAAGAUUCCUAAAGCAUUUGGCCUCAAGUGUGAGCUUUUGGGUAAAUGUGAGUUCUUCAACGCCGGUGGCAGCGUGAAGGACAGAAUCAGUCUGCGUAUGGUAGAGGACGCUGAGAGAGACGGCAUCCUUAAACCUGGAGACACCAUCGUCGAGCCCACGUCAGGAAACACAGGUAUCGGACUUGCUCUAGCAGCGGCAGUCAAAGGUUAUCGUUGCAUCAUUGUCAUGCCUGAGAAGAUGAGCAGGGAAAAGGUGGAUGUGCUCCGUGCUCUCGGAGCCGAGAUCGUUCGCACCCCUACCUCAGCCCGGUUUGACUCUCCCGAGUCUCAUGUGGGGGUGGCUUGGCGUUUGAAGAACGAGAUUCCUAAUAGUCACAUUCUGGACCAGUACCGCAAUCCCAGCAACCCCCUAGCCCACUAUGACACCACUGCGGAGGAGAUUCUGGAGCAGUGUGACGGUAAAAUAGACAUGCUGGUGGCUGGAGCUGGCACUGGUGGCACCAUCACCGGCGUCGCUCGCAAGCUGAAGGAGAAAUGCCCUAAUAUCAAGAUAGUUGGAGUGGAUCCUGAGGGCUCUAUCCUUGCUGAUCCAGAGGCCCUGAAUCAGAAUGAUAUGACUCAAUAUGAGGUUGAGGGCAUUGGAUAUGACUUCAUCCCCACUGUUAUGGACAGAUCUGUGGUGGAUAGCUGGUACAAGUCCAGUGAUGAAGAGUCCUUUGCCAUGUCUCGUAUGCUCAUCAGAGAGGAGGGUCUUCUGUGCGGUGGUAGUUCAGGGACAGCCAUGGCUGCAGCAGUGCAUAUAGCCAAAGAGCUGAAGGAAGGCCAGCGCUGUGUGGUGAUCCUCCCCGAUUCCAUCCGCAACUACAUGUCUAAAUUUCUUAGCGACAAGUGGAUGUGUGAAAAGGGCUUCCUGAGUGAGGAGGAUCUUGUUGUCAGCAAGCCAUGGUGGUGGAAUCUGACUCUGCAGGAGCUCAGACUCUCCGCCCCACUGACUGUGCUGCCUUCAGUGUCCAUCAAGAAGACUAUUCAGAUCCUGAAAGAGAAGGCUUUUGACCAAGCCCCUGUGGUGGACGAGGCCGGGCAGAUUCUGGGCAUGGUCACGCUGGGGAACAUGCUCUCGUCCGUUCUGGCUGGGAGAGUCAGACCAUCCGAUCCCAUAAACAAAGUUCUCUACAAACAGUUUAAACAGGUGCGUCUAACUGAUAACCUGGGCAAACUCUCACGUAUCCUUGAGACGGACCAUUUCGCCCUUGUUGUGCAUGAACAGAUUCAGUUGGGUGGUGUCCACAGUCUGAACUGCAGUUCCUGUCUUACAGACAUGAGCGAUGGAUCCCCCAAGAUGAGGCAGAUGGUGUUUGGGGUGGUGACAGCCAUUGACCUGCUGAACCACGUGGCCACUCGUGCGAGGAGGGAACGCUCGCUGUCCGAGUGCUCGCUCUCAGAAGAGCAGUGAACAACCAAGAACACAAGAGUUUCGUUCUCUUUAUUUCCCUGCAAGUCUUAUGCUCAACUUUAAAGAAGAAUAAGAGGCAGUCAAUAUAGUUUUACAUGUCAUCUGACAGAUUUGUACUCCGUUUACCGCAUCACGUUCUUCUUUAAUCUCUCUUUAUUUUACAUUUUAGCUGCUUUGUUAGCCAUAAUGAAAUAAUUUAACAGGUCAGUUAACCUCCCACCUUUUGCAGAUUUGUUUACUUUGCAGAUUUGGUUUCAUUAAGGUGUAUAUAUUUGAAUGAAUAUUUUUUUAUUCCUUCAAAAAAAAAAAGAACUGUAAUAAGGUUGUUUGUGUAUAGUUAAUGUGAAGUGAAUGAAUGUGUGAGGUGUUAGUUUGCUCUCUCGUUUAUGGUUUCUGUGCAAGCAGCUGGAGUCUCUGGCUCAGAAUGGCUUUGCUGUAUGUCAUUUGAUUUGAUUUUUCUUUAAUAUUAUCGCUGUAAUACGUAGUAGUUACAAAUAAAGGCUUUAUUUCUGGAUGGAA
Messenger RNA from Cyprinus carpio (common carp), 2513 nucleotides. RefSeq names its product cystathionine beta-synthase-like protein. The record is from RefSeq and is a predicted model, not a curated record. Gene Ontology annotation, cellular component: cytoplasm. Gene Ontology annotation, molecular function: cysteine synthase activity; cystathionine beta-synthase activity. NCBI's taxonomy places the organism in Eukaryota, Metazoa, Chordata, Actinopteri, Cypriniformes, Cyprinidae.